GCGGUGGAUUGUGGGCUGGGGGCUGCGGCGGCCUCGCAGCAGCCUCCGGCGCUGUCUCCCCGGAGCCGACCGGGCCACGCCAGGCCGGGCGGGCCGGCGGGGUGAGGCAGAGCAGUGGAGCAGGGAGCAGAAACGCUAGAGGCAGUGGUCGUGGCGCGGCGGCGGCGGCUCCCCUGGAGGCCGGGGAUGUGGGAGAGGCGGUGGCAGCAGCGGCGGAGGCGGCGCUGCGGACCCGGGGGAAACUGCUGGCUGACAGGACACCCGGGAGAGACGUGAGGGAGCCGCCGCUGCCGCCUUUCACCCCCGAGCAGAGCUGGGCUCGAGAAGGCGGCCCUGUGCUCCCCGGGCCAACAGGCCAGCCGGCGCGGGGCGGGGGCGGGAAGCCGGGCUCCGGCCCGGCCAGGCUCCCGGCGCCAGGAGGUGGCGGCCGCGGAGGAGCAGCCUCGGUGCGACGUGGAGGGCUGCAGGCGGCGGAGAUGCACUAGGCCUCGCUCUGGGCGUCUGCCCGGGACCCGCAGUUGAGUGGUGAUUUUAUGCAAUGGCUUCAAGCCACAGUUCUUCACCAGUGCCUCAAGGAAGCAGCAGUGAUGUUUUCUUUAAAAAAGAGGUAGAUCCAACAAAACACAUUCGACCUGUGCAGUCACUGCCAGAUGUGUGUCCCAAGGAACCCACAGGUGAUUCAAAUAGUUUAUGUGUUGCCCCAUCUCUAGUUACAGAUCAACAUAGAUGGACUAUAUAUCAUUCCAAAGUAAAUCUCCCAGCAGCACUAAAUGAUCCUAGAUUAGCAAAAAGAGAAUCUGACUUCUUCACAAAAACAUGGGGACUGGACUUUGUGGACACUGAAGUCAUACCUUCAUUCUACCUCCCACAGAUCAGCAAGGAACAUUUUACAAUAUAUCAACAGGAAAUCUCUCAGAGAGAGAAGAUUCAUGAGAGAUGCAAGAAUAUUUGUCCUCCUAAAGAUACCUUUGACAGGACUCUUGUACAUACUCAUGAUAAAUCCAGGACAGAUCUGGAGCAAGUACCUAAGAUUUUUAUGAAACCAGAUUUUGCCUUGGACGAUUCCUUAACUUUUAAUUCAGUUUUACCAUGGUCUCAUUUUAAUACUGCUGGUGGAAAAGGAAAUCGUGAUGCAGCUUCCUCAAAGUUGCUUCAAGAAAAGCUGAGCCAUUAUCUGGAUAUUGUGGAAGUAAACAUUGCUCACCAGAUCUCUCUACGUUCAGAAGCAUUUUUUCAUGCAAUGACCUCUCAACAUGAAUUGCAGGACUACCUCAAGAAAACUUCCCAGGCUGUAAAAAUGCUUCGAGAUAAAAUCGCACAGAUUGAUAAAGUAAUGUGUGAAGGAUCACUACACAUUUUAAGACUGGCACUCACCAGAAAUAAUUGUGUUAAAGUGUAUAAUAAACUGAAGUUAAUGGCCACUGUACACCAGACUCAGCCUACAGUACAGGUUUUAUUAUCUACUUCUGAAUUUGUUGGAGCACUGGACUUAAUAGCAACAACACAAGAGGUUCUACAGCAGGAACUUCAGGGCAUUCACAGUUUCCGGCAUUUGGGAUCACAGCUUUGUGAAUUAGAAAAACUGAUUGAUAAAAUGAUGAUUGCAGAGUUUUCUACUUAUUCUCACAGUGACUUAAAUAGACCACUGGAAGAUGACUGUCAAGUUUUAGAAGAGGAAAGACUAGUAUCUCUUGUAUUUGGACUUUUAAAACAAAGAAAACUUAAUUUUUUAGAAAUCUAUAGUGAAGAAAUGAUUAUUACAGCAAAAAAUAUCAUUAAACAGUGUGUGAUUAAUAAAGUUUCACAAAUAGAAGAAAUAGACACAGAUGUUGUUGUGAAGCUUGCAGAUCAGAUGAGAAUGUUGAAUUUUCCUCAGUGGUUUGAUCUGCUAAAGGAUAUUUUCUCUAAGUUUACAAUUUUCCUACAGAGAGUUAAGGCAACGUUAAAUAUUAUUCACAGUGUUGUUCUCUCAGUUCUUGACAAAAACCAAAGGACUAGAGAAUUGGAGGAGAUUUCACAACAGAAGAAUGCUGCAAAAGAUAAUUCAUUGGACACAGAGGUGGCUUAUUUAAUCCAUGAAGGCAUGUUUAUAAGUGAUGCAUUCAGUGAGGGUGAAUUGACAGCUAUGACAGUCGACACUGCCUCUCAAAGAAAUGCAUCUCCAAAUAGUGAGCCCUGCAGCAGUGAUUCGGUAUCAGAGCCAGAAUGUACUACUGAUUCUUCAUCCAGUAAAGAGCAAACAUCAUCAUCUGCUACUCCAGGAGGAGUGGAUAUUAUGGUCAGUGAAGACAUGAAAUUAACUGACUUAGAGCUAGGAAAGCUGGCAAAUAAUAUCCAGGAGUUACUGUACAGUGCUUCAGAUAUAUGUCAUGAUCGAGCCGUCAAAUUUCUCAUGUCAAGAGCAAAGGAUGGUUUUCUUGAGAAGCUAAAUUCCAUGGAAUUCAUAACACUGUCUAGAUUAAUGGAAACAUUCAUUUUAGACACUGAACAGAUCUGUGGAAGAAAAAGUAUGUCAUUACUUGGAGCACUUCAGAGCCAAGCUAAUAAAUUUGUAAAUAGGUUUCACGAAGAGAGAAAAACCAAACUCAGUCUCCUCUUAGACAAUGAGCGCUGGAAGCAAGCUGAUGUUCCUGCAGAAUUUCAGGAUCUUGUUGAUUCUAUAUCAGAUGGAAAGAUUGCUUUACCUGAAAAAAAAUUAGGAGCUACAGAAGAAAGGAAACCAGCUGAGGUUCUCGUUGUUGAGGGACAACAGUAUGCUGUUGUUGGAACUGUAUUGCUAUUAAUAAGAAUUAUCCUUGAAUAUUGCCAGUGUGUGGAUAAUAUCCCAUCCGUUACUACUGACAUGCUUACUCGUCUGUCAGAUUUAUUGAAGUACUUCAAUUCAAGAAGUUGCCAAUUAGUUCUUGGAGCUGGUGCACUGCAAGUUGUUGGACUAAAAACAAUAACUACAAAAAAUUUGGCUCUGUCUUCGCGAUGUUUGCAGUUAAUUGUGCACUACAUUCCUGUGAUCCGGGCUCAUUUUGAAGCUCGACUACCACCUAAGCAAUAUAGCAUGCUUAGGCAUUUUGAUCAUAUCACUAAGGACUACCAUGACCACAUAGCUGAAAUAUCAGCUAAGCUUGUAGCGAUAAUGGAUAGCUUAUUUGACAAGCUGUUAUCUAAGAAAAAUGUGAAUAUCUGCUGUGGUCAAGCCCACCCAUCGUGAUCUAACCCACAGUUGUCUAACAAUUGAAAUUCUUCAGAGUUUAGAAAACAACUCAAUAAAAUUUUUGGAUUUCCCACAUAGUUGAUAAUCAUUUUCUAAGGAGCUGAGGGGAGUAGAAGAGAUGAUUCUAAGGAUGGUAGAAACCCACACAGAAGUAAUUCUUAUGUUAAUCACUUUCAAUAUUCAUUUCUUAUGUUCUUUUCAUUCCCAAUAUGUCAUUAAAUAAAGCAGCGUUCCCCAAAGAAUUCUGAAUUAUACUGGGAGGGUAUCUUCAGAAAACUGUCAUGUAAUCAGCCUCACUCAUUUUUACCCUAUCCCUCAAUCUUUCCCUUUCCCUAAGUUCUUCAGUCCAUGUCUUAGAGAGAAAGCAGAAAUUUCCUAACCUGAAAGUUUGAAGGUUUAUUCAGUGUAUACCUUUUGCCUAAGAUCAUAUUUGGAGUAACCUUACUAAGCAAGGAGCUUUGAUUUGCUUUUACUAUUACUUGUAUCUUUCAGAUUCAGAAAUGGCAGGAACAACAGGCAUAUAAGAAUCAAAAGGGCAAGAUAAAGUGGUGCCCAUGCACUCACAUAAACACAUGCCUAAACCUUUGAGGAUGACAGUGAGAAGGAAGUGCUUAGAAAAUAAUAUUGCAUUUGUUUUAUAGUUUUCAAGUUUUAGUCAUAGGACCAUUUACAUUCUUAAAAAUAAUUGAGGACCCCAAAGAGCUUUGGUUUAUGUAAUUUAUACUUAUCAGUGAGUACCAUAUUAGAAAUUAAAACUAAGAAUUUUUAAGACAUAAGAAUACACAAAUACACAUUCUAUUAUUAGCCUUCAGAAUGAUGACAUCAUCACAAAUCACCUGAAAAUCCCCACUGUUCAAUCAUUAGAGAAUGAGAGUAAAAAAGAUAAAUAAUAUCUUAGUAUUAUUAUGAAAAUUGUUUUUAUUUCUCAGAUUCCUUGAAAAGGUCUCUUGACUCCCAGGAGUUAUCAGAUCAUACUUUGAGAAACUCUUAUAUAGUUGAUAAUAUUGAUGUUUUAUGCUUCACUUUUCAGAGGCUUAAGGAAUUUGUAAUUAUAUGCAAACAUAACUAUACUAUGUUAUGCCUAUUAGUUUCUAGUUUAGUAUGAAGAAAAAUUAUUGUUUAGAAAUUCUCUAUUUUCUUUUUUUUUUUGGAGACACAGUCUCACUUUG
Molecule: messenger RNA, 4377 nt
Organism: Microcebus murinus (gray mouse lemur)
Lineage: Eukaryota; Metazoa; Chordata; Mammalia; Primates; Cheirogaleidae
Source: RefSeq, a predicted model, not a curated record